Messenger RNA from Limulus polyphemus (Atlantic horseshoe crab), 713 nucleotides. Its product is annotated as ganglioside GM2 activator-like. NCBI's taxonomy places the organism in Eukaryota, Metazoa, Arthropoda, Merostomata, Xiphosura, Limulidae. Gene Ontology annotation, cellular component: cytoplasmic side of plasma membrane. The transcript is spliced from 3 exons. The coding region runs from base 36 to 629 and encodes 197 amino acids. Gene Ontology annotation, biological process: ganglioside catabolic process; lipid transport. The record is from RefSeq and is a predicted model, not a curated record. Gene Ontology annotation, molecular function: enzyme activator activity; lipid carrier activity.
UCUCCUGAAGCACUGUUGAGACGGUAACAACAACAAUGAAACAACUGUAUCGAAUAACAAAUUUUCUCCUAAUUUCUUUCCUUAUUUUUCACAGAAAUUUCGUGUUAUCAGAAAAAUAUGAAUCACCAUACGUCAACAUUUUUUCUUUAGGCUUCGAACAAUAUUUAAAGAAUUUUCACCUCUUCUACAACAAAACUUUGACUGAAAUGACUCGAAUUUUGUCCACUCCUCAGAUCCCUGAAAGGUACUGGGAUGGCUUAGUUCAUCCACCAGAUGGCAUGCUGAACAAAGAUAAAAUCCUUGGCUUUUCAUGGGCUAACUGUGGUUCACCCGACGAUCCAGUCCAAGUAAAAUCAUUAUCUAUUUCGCCGGAUCCCAUCCGAGUUCCUGGUGUCUUAACUGUUGGAUUUGACAUCCUUACGCUUCUGAACAUAACGUCACCUCAGGUUGAUCUUGUUCUACAGAAGAAGGUUUUAUUUUUCUGGAUUAAGGUACCUUGUCUGAACGGUUUUGGUUCCUGCUCCUACCCAGACGCAUGCACAUUAAUUCCCAAGCCUUGUCCGGAAGAAAUUAAGAAAAGAAAACUACCUUGUGACUGUCCCGUGACAAAAGUAGGUACAGCUGUCUGAAAGAACGGUUCUAUUGGCUUUAAUGGACUGCACCAGUUUGUGUAUCGAAUGGGAUGAAGAAGGCCUCUGUAUAGACAGCGAAAC